Oncorhynchus tshawytscha (Chinook salmon) is the source of this 2692-nucleotide messenger RNA. It is a transcript of the gene gdf9, whose product is annotated as growth differentiation factor 9. Lineage: Eukaryota; Metazoa; Chordata; Actinopteri; Salmoniformes; Salmonidae. The record is from RefSeq and is a predicted model, not a curated record. Gene Ontology annotation, molecular function: cytokine activity; growth factor activity. The transcript is spliced from 3 exons. Gene Ontology annotation, cellular component: extracellular region. Bases 388 to 1704 code for a protein of 438 amino acids. Gene Ontology annotation, biological process: BMP signaling pathway; SMAD protein signal transduction.
GUUGGAGACAGAAAUACAAUACACAAGGAGGUACGGACAGACAGAGUAUCAGUACAAGCCCACCCUGACACAAUUGGCCUUCUGAUGGAAGUAGAUUUUUUGUGGCCACAGUUAAAUAUUUACGGUAUUUAUGAUUUGGUUUAUUACAAGGAUGGUGCUCACCUGUAAUCAGCUUAUAAAAAUCAGUCCUUCUACGAUGCACUGACACCUGAAGUUGCUCCUUCGGAACGGUUCAUGUUUCUACAUCUGUGUACAGACAUUACGGCCCAAGGACCUUCACAUUUUCGACGUAAGAGUUGAUUGCGCACACCUGUUCAAUUUCAGAGACUCGUGUAUAGGUUGGUUGAUUUGAGAGCGUUCCCCAGCAAGUUGACGGAUUGAUUUACAAUGGAGACUCCCUUCCACUUGACCUCUGUUUUACUACAACUCUUGAUCAGCGGCCUUUCACUUGGAUCGUCCCCGACCACGUCAAAUCUAGCUGACGAGUUUGGCGAUUCCGUUUUAUACCAACAUGGCAGUAUCUUGUCACCCCUUCUGAAGGCGCUGACCGCACAGGGAGAUCCAUGGCGAUCCACCCCAGCAAUGAGACCCGAGUCGAGAUAUGUUCGAUACAUGAAACGACUGUACAGGAUGUCUUCGAGACAUGAGAGGAGUUCGGAAGGGAACAACCACUUGUACAACACAGUUCGACUUAUAACACCGCGGGAUGAGUGCCUGGAGCAAAGCAAAGAGUUCUUCAUGCAAGACCUCUCCUACAAUUUGGGCCGUGUCAGAGCCAAGGAGCAGCUCCUGAAAUCUGUCCUGCUGUACUCCUUCGACCAAGAGCAGGCCACGUUCAUGACUAACCAGUGUUACCAAGAUGUGAAAGAGCAGGAUACCCACAAUCAGUGUCCUCUCUGCCCAAGCACCCAUCACUCAGUUAACUUCCUGUUCCACACGGACCGCAGGAGGAAGUGGGUUGAGGUGGACAUCACAGCUUUCCUCCGCCCUCUCAUCCAGUCCCACAAGAAGGACAUUCACCUACUGCUCAACCUGACCUGUGUGGAGGGCAGAGGCAGGGAGGCUAAGGCUGGAGGAGAGGAGUGGCGCGGUAGGAGCCCCAUGGAGCUCCACCUAAGGUCUCCGUCCUUGCUGCUGUACCUCAACGACACCAGCGAGCUGGCUCACCAAAGAUGGCUGCCCACCACGUCACAAGGUCAUCCGAGGUCUGCCAAUGAGGUGGACACCUUAGAGAGCCUAGCGGAGUUCAAACCAGAGCAAAGGAUCAUCCGGAGCGAGAGGAGGCGGCUGAGGAGAGCAUCUCCAUAUCUGUCGACGAACAACGCCGCCGGAGACAAAACGAGCACGAAGACCUUCCUCCCGGACCUCCUCCCGAGUUCUGACUUCCCUACGAGCGACUGUGCCUUGUACGACUUCAGAGUGAGCUUCAGUGAGCUCAAACUGAGCCAUUGGAUCAUUUUCCCCCACAGGUACAACCCAAGGUACUGUAAAGGCACCUGUCCCAGGGCUGUGGGGUUCAUCUACGGCUCCCCCAGACACACCUUCUUCCAGAACAUGAUCUACCACAAACUGGACUCCUCUGUGCCAAGACCUUCCUGUGUUCCUUCAGAGUACAACCCCCUGAGUGUUUUAACCCUUGAAGCUGACUCCCUCGCCUACAAGGAGUUAGAUGAAAUGAUCGCUACGAGGUGCACAUGUCGCUAAAGGCCCACCUCCAGGGUCCGGCUCAAUUCCAUUUCAAUCUGAACUGAAAUUCCAAUUGUUCUAAAUACUUUUCAAUGUAAAAUAAAAAUUUGCUUGCUCCAGCUGAUCUGGAAAGUGACUGAAUCGAAAUGGAAUUGACCCCUACCUACCUCCCUGCCUGAUGACGUUUUACCAGCCUCAACACUUUGACUGUUAACCUACCUUCUGCUUUGACUGCCGUUCAACUUAUUCCAUCCUCAAGUGCUUGACUUCAAUUACUUCCUCACAUUAAUUGGCUAUUGUAACAUCCUGGUCUUGUGAUUUCAUGCCAAAACAUCCGUGUCUUUGUCAAAACAUCAGUGCGUUGAGUUCGAUUGGAUCUAGAACAGAUGUAUUUACUCACUGGCCAAAGUAUUUUUAUCUAAAUGGAAGAUAUGGCAUUAUUUUCUCUUUGUUUAUGUGAAGUGAUGGGAGGAAUGUUGUGAAGACGUCUUGUUUGUCAUCUGCUUUUGAAAUGUGUUGAAAUGCAUGGAUUGAUAUUUUACAAAUUAAUUUGAUAUAAUUUAUUAUUAAUAUGAUUUAAGUUAUUUUUGUUAAUUUAUUUUGGGUGUUUUGUCAUAAUUCUUUCACACUAACUGGUAAGUACAUCUGUUCUGGACAAAAUAUUGUUUUAAAGUAGUCCUAUAUACUCGUCUCAAACACUUUCACGGUUCAUUUUAUUCCUGAGGAUUGCAGACGGUUGUUUUAUGGACAACUUCUCUUUUCAUACGGUCCAGAAUGUAAGUUAUCUUGUCUGGCCAACUUGAUGUUUCAGUGUGUAUUUAUUACCCUGGGUCAUGAAAUGACUGCAUACCUAUAUGAAUUUGUAUUGGCAAAUUUAACUAAAAUGCAUGUCGUCUAUUUAUGCAACAAAAAUAUUGUACAGUCUUGUUUGGCUCACUGAUUAUCACAAUGUUAAAUUUGAUAACUUAAAAUAUUAGUUUGAAAAAAAAUAAAGAGUACACAAAGA